AAUUGUAGCUUUCACUCUCGUGAAAACUUCACUCUCUUCAGAUCUCUGUCCCUUUUCGCAAAAAUAGGUUGCCUUCAUUUUCCAGCCAAGUUUCUCUUCUUCCCAAGUUUUCACCCUUUCCAUGUAAGAUUUUCCUUAUCACCGAUGUGCACUAUAACCUCCUCUUAGCAUUUUCUUUGAUGUAAUUCAACUUUUGAAAAACAUUUUCCAAUACCAAACAAAACCACACCAGAUAUUCUGCUUCAUGUGAUUUUCAGUUGAAGUCCAUGCUUCCCUCUUUUUAGUUAAAAAGUUGGAGUUCAUUGUUUUGAAUGAAAGUUAAUGCACUAGUUCAAUGUUUGGGAUCUAAGAAAUUUGUUGGUAUUUGAAGUUUGGCUUUUCCAGCUUCAUUUUCCUGAGAAAAUGGAGAAUCCUUCCCGGGUUUUUCUCUGUUUCUUGUUUUCUCUUCUCACUUCCCAUUUGUUUCUUCAAGUUUCCAUUGCGCAAUUGUCUUCAUCAGAAACCAGAAUUCUUUUCCGACUCCAACAAUUUCUUGAAUACCCAGAAGCACUUCAAGGAUGGACAAACUGGACAACCUUCUGCUACCUCUCUCCAUCACCAUCACUAUCGAUUGUCUGCACCGAUAAUCACAUAACAGAAUUAACAGUCACCGGAAACAGAACCUCCCCAAAUCCCAAAUCAGGGAACUUUCUAGUUUCUCAGCAAACUCUCUCUGAUAGAUUCUCCAUUGAUUCCUUCUUCACCGAUCUAACCAAGCUUUCGAGCUUGAGAGUGCUCUCAUUAGUGUCCUUAGGAUUAUGGGGUCCAUUGCCCGCAAAGAUAGAACGACUAAGAUCACUUGAAGUGAUGAAUUUCAGUUCAAAUUUCAUCUAUGGGGAAAUUCCUUCAUCAAUUUGUAGUUUGAAGAAUCUCAAGAGUCUUGUUUUGGCUGAUAAUUUGUUCAAUGGGAGUGUUCCAGAUCUUACAGGCUUACAAGCUCUUGAAGAGAUUGAUUUGGGUAAUAAUCAACUUGGACCUAAAUUUCCCCCACUGAGUAACAAUCUUAUAAGCAUCAUAGUUAGAAACAAUUCUCUGAGAUCUGAAAUUCCUUCUGGCUUCAAGGACUUCAAUCUUCUUCAACGACUCGACAUCUCUUCCAAUGUACUCGUUGGGCCCAUUCCCUCUCCUCUGUUUUCUCUGCCAUCAAUUCAGUACCUCAAUUUGGCUGACAAUCAGUUUAGUGGUGCUCUUCCAAUGAACACAUCUUGCAAUGCCAAUCUUAGUUUUGUCGAUAUUUCUAAAAACUCCUUGAUCGGAAAAUUGCCUUCAUGUAUUGGAUCAAAUUCCACGAAUAGGACAGUACUAAGUUCAUGGAAUUGUGUAGCGAAUGGAGAUGGGAGGUAUCAGCACCCGUACUCGUUCUGCCACAAAGAAGCGUUGGCUGUUAACCCUCCAAUUAGAGAUCAAGGGGGGCAGUCCACCGUUAAACUUGGCCUCAUACUCGGUCUUACUGGGGGCAUUGUUGGGGUUGCUUGCGCUGUCGGGUUUUUUAUUCUGGCAAAUCUCAGAAAAACAAGAAUGAAUGAAGCAAGUAGUUUCAAAUGCGAUAGCUUUGCUUUUGAAAGAACUUCUGUGCGCGGCUCUCCUGUCAUCGAUGGAAGGCAUGUUCCGCGAAGCAUAAGGUUGCCAGCAUUCGGGCUUCGACCGUAUCAAGUUUUCACAUUGGAGGAAAUGGAAGAUGCGACAAACAACUUCGACCCAUCAAAUUUGGUUGGGGAAGGAUCUCAUGGACAGCUGUACAAAGGUUGGCUCAGAGAUGGCUCAACGGUCCUAGUGAAAUGUCUCAAGUUGAAACAGAAGUAUUCGCAUCAAAACUUGCAGCAAAAUAUGGAUGUAAUCUCGAAGCUUAGGCAUCGCCAUUUGGUCUGCGUUCUCGGACACUGCACUGUCACAUACCAGGACCAUCCCAAUGCAGCUUGUACUGUGUUUAUAGUCCUUGAACAUGUUGCAAACGGGUCUCUGAGAGAUCAUCUGAAAGAGUGGAUAAAAAGGGAAUAUCUGAAAUGGCCACAGAGAAUGGGGAUUUCCAUUGGCAUUGCUAGGGGAAUCCAGUUCUUGCACACAGGAAUUGCACCCGGACUUUUCGGGAAUGAUUUGAAGAUUGAAAAUAUAUUGUUGGAUGAGAGUCUCACAGCUAAAAUUAGUACCUACAACAUUUCAUUGCCAUCCAAGGUAUGUUCAGAGAGCCCCCUCAACGACAAUUCCAAUCGUCUCGACAGCAUUGAAAACCCAGAAAAGAAUGAUGUUUAUCAGCUGGGUAUUAUUCUGCUCGAGAUAAUUACCAGUAAACCAAUCACAUCAGACAGAGAAUUACAUGAGCUUAAGCUUCAGCUAGAAAGAACCUUAGCAGAGUCACCAUCAAAAUUACAAGAGGCAAUAGACCCCUCCAUUCGAGGAACAUUUGCUUAUGAAUCGCUAAAAACAGUGGUUGAGAUCACCAUGAAAUGUCUCUGCGAAGAUUCAAGCACACGUCCGACCAUAGAAGAUGUUCUUUGGCACUUGCAGUAUUCAAUUCAAGUUCAAGAUGGAUGGAAUAGCAGUGGAAACCUAAGUGAAAAAAUGUAGUCGACUUGUAAAUCAAAUGUUAUAUAUAAGGUGUGAACAUGGCUAUUCAUUAUAAGCAGCAAUAUUGCAAUGCUGAAAUUUGUUUUGCCAAGCUAGAAGUGAAGCCGGGUUCGGAUAAUAUUAUAUAUGUAUAGCUUGUCAAUUGUAUUGUUUGGCUCAUCUGGGCAUGCUUCCUUAUUUCUCAACUUACCAAAACCAGAUGAUGUUUCCAUUCCUGAUCUAACCAUCAGCUGCUUCUUUUUUUCUUGGAGGGACAUGAAUGUUAAUAUUCCGUUUGUUUCAAUAGAAAACAUUUUCAAAAACUGA
This is a messenger RNA of Camellia sinensis, 2910 nucleotides long. Its product is annotated as putative LRR receptor-like serine/threonine-protein kinase At1g14390. The record is from RefSeq and is a predicted model, not a curated record. NCBI's taxonomy places the organism in Eukaryota, Viridiplantae, Streptophyta, Magnoliopsida, Ericales, Theaceae. Gene Ontology annotation, molecular function: ATP binding; protein kinase activity; protein binding. Gene Ontology annotation, biological process: protein phosphorylation.